AUGUCGUGCGCGCGCGCCGCGAUGGUGCGCUCCUUGGCGCGAUGGGCGACCGCGUGGAGGGUUCGACCCGGCGCCGCGACGUCGCGGCGACGCUCGCCGGUGAGUCACCGGCCGGUGACUCACCGGGCGUCGUCGUCGUUCGUCGCCGCGUCGUCAGCGACGGCGUCGCCGGGAAGUAGUAAGGGAGUGUACGACGACCCGCGAACGUACGAGCUCGCGUUCGGGUUCAGGGAGUUCGACAAGGAGGCUGCGUUCCUCGCGUCCAUCUCCGAGCGGCACGGCACGGGGCGACCGAUCGCGUCGUUGCUGGAAUUAGGCGCGGGACCCGCGUGGCACAGCACCGCGGUGGCGUCGCUGUGCCCCGGCGCCGUCGCCGUCGCGGUGGACAACUCUACCGCCAUGCUGACGCGCGCGAGGGAGCGCGUGACGACGUCGGCGCUGGACGAACGCGUCGCCGUCGUGGAAGGGGACAUGACGAGACUCGACGCCAAGGCGUGCGUGGAGCGGGCGACCGAGAUGGCGCGGAAGGAUGCCAAACCGGCCGUCGCGCGAGGGUUCGACGUCGCGUGCGUCCUCCUCGGAACCGCCGCGCACCUCGUGAACACCGAGGACGCGCUCGCGUGCCUCCGGGGGAUCCACGACGCGCUCGCGCCGGGCGGCGUCGCCGUGCUCGAGCUCGAACACCCGUACGACCUCUUCGAGGGCCAACUCAUGGACGCGCAGGGUGACGCGUGGGACAGGGAGGACGAGGCGCGCGGGGUCAAGGUGCUCGUGGAGUGGGGCAGGGAAGGGGACGCGUUCGACGUCGAGACGCACGUCGUCGAGCGCACCGUCGGGUUCAACGUGCUGGACGUCACCACGGGGCAACCCGCGAGCGGGUACGAACCUGUGGAGCAAAUCGUUCGGUGCAGAGUGUUCACCGCGCCCGAGGUGGACCUGCUCGCGAGGCUCGCGGGCAUGCGAGUGUGCGCGACGUACGGGGACAUGGACGAGCGCGUGCCGCUGGACUCGGAGGACGCGCACAACAUGCUCGUGGUGCUCAAGAAGGAUCACCAUUGACGGCGGCGUCUCUCGGUUCGCUAACGUUACUUUUACUUCCAUCGUAAGAACGAUGAGAGUCGUUCCGAAACACUCGCGUAAAAUCACCGAGUGCUCGUCGACUCGCUCACGCCAGGAAGCGCUCGCGCACGCGCCGCGAUCGCUCCGCGCGAUCCUCGCGCUGCCCAACCUCCGCCCUCAGCCGCUCCCCCUCCGCGAGCGCGUCCCGCAGUCGAAGCAAAUCGUCGCCGCUCUCCAUAUCCAGCGCCACCGCCCCAGACGUCAGACCCGAGAGGGAAACGCCCAGCGUCUCCGCGAGGUCACGCGCGAGCGCGUCGAGCCGCUCGCACUCGGCGGCGUACGCCACGCGAUGGUCCGGGCGCAGACACGUCGACUUGCCGCCCGAAACAACCCCGCGCUCGCCGCCACCCCGGCCGCCCGUCGCCCGUACGCCGCGUCUGAUCUUUCGAGCGAAUUGCAACGACGCGUCGGACUCGUCGUGCCUACUCGAUCGCCUCGAGACGCAGACGACGGCGAAGAGCCGAGCGACGCCGGACAGCGCCUUGGACACCAGCCGCGUGAACUUCGAGUCCCGGUACGGCACGUGCGACCUCGAGUCCGCCAGGGCGUCGACGCACCGCACGAACGCCUUGAGCGCGGCGUCCUCCGCUGUCGGUGAUCCUUUGGCGCGAUCGAUACCCGCUAAAUCGGCGACGGUGAUCUCCGAAGUCGUCUCCGACUCGGGAAGCCAAACCCCGCACUCAUCCAGCCGCCCCCGGCCGCUCCGCCGGGUGAUCC
This is a messenger RNA of Micromonas commoda, 1836 nucleotides long. RefSeq lists its product with no specific name. Lineage: Eukaryota; Viridiplantae; Chlorophyta; Mamiellophyceae; Mamiellales; Mamiellaceae. The record is from RefSeq and is a predicted model, not a curated record. The coding region runs from base 1 to 1059 and encodes 352 amino acids. The transcript is spliced from 2 exons.